UUGUGUCCUACAAGCCGCCGGCGGCGCCGCCGAGUGAGGGGACGCGGCGCGGCAGGGCGGCGCGGCCCGAGGAGGCGGCGGAGGAGGGGCCGCCCGCGGCCCCAGGCUCACCCCGGCGCUCCGGGCCGCUCGGCCCCCAUGCCUGCCCGCCCGCCCUGCCGGGGCCCCAGGUGACCAGCGCCAUGUCCAGCCAGGUGGUGGGCAUUGAGCCUCUCUACAUCAAGGCAGAGCCAGCCAGUCCUGACAGCCCAAAGGGUUCCUCGGAGACUGAGACUGAGCCCCCCGUGGCCUUGGCCCCUGGCCCAGCUCCCACCCGAUGCCUCCCAGGCCACAAGGAGGAGGAGGAUGGGGAGGGGGCUGGGCCUGGCGAGCAGGGUGGUGGGAAGCUGGUGCUCAGCUCCCUGCCCAAACGCCUCUGCCUGGUCUGUGGGGAUGUGGCCUCCGGCUACCACUAUGGUGUGGCAUCCUGUGAGGCCUGCAAAGCCUUCUUCAAGAGGACCAUCCAGGGGAGCAUCGAGUACAGCUGUCCAGCCUCCAACGAGUGCGAGAUCACCAAGCGGAGACGCAAGGCCUGCCAGGCCUGUCGCUUCACCAAGUGCCUGCGGGUGGGCAUGCUCAAGGAGGGGGUGCGUCUGGACCGUGUCCGGGGUGGGCGACAGAAGUACAAGCGGCGGCCAGAGGUGGACCCGCUGCCCUUCCCAGGCCCCUUCCCUGCUGGACCUCUGGCAGUAGCUGGAGGCCCUCGGAAGACAGCCCCGGUGAAUGCACUGGUGUCCCACCUCCUGGUGGUUGAGCCUGAGAAGCUGUAUGCCAUGCCCGACCCAGCGGGCCCUGAUGGACACCUCCCAGCCGUGGCUACCCUCUGUGACCUCUUUGACCGAGAGAUCGUGGUCACCAUCAGCUGGGCCAAGAGCAUCCCAGGUUUCUCGUCACUGUCGCUGUCUGACCAGAUGUCAGUUCUGCAGAGCGUGUGGAUGGAGGUCCUGGUGUUGGGUGUGGCCCAGCGCUCACUUCCACUGCAGGAUGAGCUGGCCUUUGCCGAGGACCUGGUCCUGGAUGAAGAGGGGGCUCGAGCAGCUGGCCUGGGGGAACUGGGGGCUGCCCUGUUGCAGCUGGUGCGGCGACUGCAGGCCCUGCGGCUGGAACGCGAGGAAUACGUUCUGUUGAAGGCCCUAGCCCUCGCCAAUUCAGACUCUGUGCACAUUGAAGAUGCUGAGGCUGUGGAGCAGCUCCGAGAAGCUCUACACGAGGCCCUGCUGGAGUAUGAAGCUGGCCGGGCGGGCCCCGGAGCGGGUGCUGAGCGGAGGCGGGCAGGCAGGCUGCUGCUUACGUUACCGCUCCUUCGCCAGACGGCAGGCAAAGUGCUGGCCCAUUUCUAUGGGGUGAAGCUGGAGGGCAAGGUGCCCAUGCACAAGCUGUUCCUGGAGAUGCUGGAGGCCAUGAUGGACUGAGGCGAGGGCUGGGCACAGGUGGGGGUGCUGGCAGGACCUGCCCAGCACGGGGUCAGCCCCAAGGGGGCAGAGCUGGGGUCUGGGCAGUGCCACAGCCUGCUGGCAGGGCCAGGGCAACACCAUCAGCCGGAGCAGGCCCUAUGCCCUCCCCUCCCCCCUCCCAGGGGGUGUCAGAAGCUGGGAACGUGCAUGCCCAGGCUCUGGGCACAGUGCUGCCCCUCGCAAGCCAUAACGUGCCCCCAGGGUGUAGGGGGCCUUGCGGAAGCCAUAGGGGGCUGUAGGGGGCGUGUGUGUGUGUGUGUGUGUGUGUGUGUGUGUGUGUGUGUG
Delphinapterus leucas (beluga whale) is the source of this 1778-nucleotide messenger RNA. It is a transcript of the gene ESRRA, whose product is annotated as estrogen related receptor alpha. Gene Ontology annotation, cellular component: nucleus. Gene Ontology annotation, molecular function: zinc ion binding; nuclear steroid receptor activity; steroid binding. NCBI's taxonomy places the organism in Eukaryota, Metazoa, Chordata, Mammalia, Artiodactyla, Monodontidae. Gene Ontology annotation, biological process: regulation of DNA-templated transcription. The record is from RefSeq and is a predicted model, not a curated record.